ACCUGGGUGGGGUGUGACACAGCCACUCUCCUGUUGCCCAGCUCCGCCUGGAGAGCAGGGCGCAUCCACACCAAGCCAGCCACAUGCCCUCCCCAGCCCAGGGCAGCCCAGCCAUGCGGGAGAUUGCCACUGCCGAGCCCAAGGACCAGCAGUUCGUGGUAGCCCUUCGAAUCCGCCCUCUCAAUGAUGCAGAGCUGGAGGAAGGAGCCACCAUUAUUGCUCACAAAGUAGGAGAUCAGAUGGUGGUGCUCAUGGACCCCAGUGAGGACCCCGAGGACAUGCUGCGCACCCACCGGUCCCGGGAGAAGACUUUCAUAUUUGACACAGUUUUUGACCAGCACGCAUCCCAGGAAGAUGUAUAUUGUGCUACCACCCAGCACUUGGUGGAAGGUGUCAUUUCUGGAUACAACGCAACAGUGUUUGCCUAUGGCCCCUCAGGUGCUGGGAAGACCUACACCAUGCUGGGCAUGGAUGCAGAGCCUGGCAUCUACCUGCAGACCCUCACCGACCUCUUCCAGGCCAUUGAGGAGACCAGCGACAACGUGGACUACAGCGUGUCCAUGUCUUACCUUGAGAUUUAUAACGAAGUGAUCCGGGACCUUCUGAACCCGUCCUCAGGGUUUCUGGACCUGAGGGAAGAUUCUCGUGGCAGCAUCCAGAUCGCAGGCAUCACGGAGGUCUCCACCUCGAAUGCCCAGGAGAUCAUGCAGCUGCUCACCAAAGGCAACCGGCAGCGCACCCAGGAGCCCACGGCCACCAACCAGACCUCAUCACGCUCCCAUGCCGUGCUGCAGGUCACUGUGCGCCAGUGGAGCCAUGGCACAGAGCUGGUGGAGGCUGUGCGCAUUGGGCGGCUCUUCAUGGUGGACCUGGCUGGCUCGGAGCGGGCGUCCCAGACCCAGAAUCGAGGCAAAAGGAUGAAGGAGGGUGCACACAUCAACCGCUCCCUACUGGCGCUGGGCAACUGCAUCAACGCGCUCAGCGAGAAGGGUGGCAGCCGGGCACAGUAUGUGAAUUUCCGAGACAGCAAGCUCACGCGCCUGCUGAAGGAUGCCUUGGGAGGGAACAGCCGGACGGUGAUGAUCGCUCACAUCAGCCCCGCCAGCACACACUUCGAGGAAUCACGAACCACACUGAUCUAUGCUUACAGAGCAAAGAACAUCAAGACAAGGGUCAAGCGCAACCUACUAAAUGUCUCCUACCACAUCACCCAGUACACGGAUGUCAUCUCUGACCUGCGCAGGGAGAUCGAGCACCUCAAGUCAAAAACUGAGAAGCAGGAGAAAGAGAAGAGGAGCAAGCCCAACACCCGGGAUGCCCAAGUCACGAUCCCCACACAUGACACCGAGGAGGAGAGCCGCCAGCAGAUGAACAAGAUUCGGGCCCAGCUUAUCGGGGCCUUCAAAGAGCAAAUGGAGAUGAGGCGCAGUCUGGUGGAACUUGAGAACACCAACAUUGAGCUGCACAUUGACACCUCCCGCCACCUGCUGACCAUUGCGGACUGGGAGCGAGAGAAGACCCACCACGUGCACAGGGAGCGGCCCAAGCCUGAUGGUGACAAUGAGCUGCUGGAGGCCGAUGCAGAGGGUGACGAAGGCGAGUCUGUGGAGCCACACGAGGUGGCCCUAGCCAGAGAGGAGAUCAAUAUGCUUCUAGCUGAGCAGCGGAAAACAGCCGCCCUCAAGAGCAGGACCCAGCCUAGGCCUGGUGUCAGAGUCAUGACUGGACCUGGGGCUGCGGAGGCAGUGCGCAGGGCAGAGAAGCCAGUGGCCAUGGAGAUGGGCGCGGGGCUGGAGCAACGCCUGGCAAACGCCAAGAAGAAGGCCUCACAGAUGGAGAAGCUGCUGCCCAUGCAGGUCAUCAACGAGGACCAGCGGGAGGUGCUGCGGCUGCUGUGCCAUGCCCAUGAGCUGGAGGUGGAGAACACGGAGCUGCAGGCCAGCAACCUGUACCGGCAGAACCUGCUGUGCCAGAAAGACUUCAUCAUCCAACGCUACCACCAGCACCGGCUGCUCUGUGAGCAGAUCAUCCAGGACCAGCGGCAGCUCAUCCAGGAUGGCAGACUCCCAGUUCCAGACCCCCUGGACAAGCAGUACCGCAUGUACUCGCAGGAGCUGGAUGAGGGCACGCUCAACCACCUGCUGCUUCUUCACUCGCUGAUGGCCAGCGCCCUUCGCGAUGGCUCUGUGCUGAAUGUAUCUCCCCUGCCAGAGGAUUCCAGCCGAGACCAGCCCAGUGACAGAAAGGACCUCCCAUGGGGCGCCCAGUUUGAGCCGCCACCGAUGCUGCUAGAGACAGACAAUGAUGGUUACAAAUCAUCGAAAGCCACACCCUCUAAGAAGCUGGGGAAGCAGGACUCUCUUCUCCCCCUGUCGUCCCUCCGCGACCUGGUGACCCCUCCAGUUCAUGAGAAGCCGAGCUCCCUGAGCUUGAAGGACCUGGUCUCCAAGCUGUGCUCGCCAGCCAACCUGGACCUGAACACUCCACAGGCAGUGACAGAGGCUGGGGGCCUGGCCCUAAGUACCCAGGCCCUGAAGGAGAUGGCCGUGAGCACCAAGAGCAUCGCCCUCAUUGCAACCACCCGGCGCUCCAAGGUGCAGGACCAUGAGGGCAGCUGCAACCACUCCCCCCACCACCUCCCAGUGGAGGGAGCCCUGCACUCCAGGGAUCAGAAGCCCAGCGUCACCCCAAACUCUAGCCCAGCAGGAGACAGGUGGCAGCCCCAUGCCAGCCCAUGCAGAGACCACUCCAUGGAGAGGAAGGCCCAGAAGAAGCGGUUGCCCUCCCUCACCUGGGGCAUGCAACUGGCAACGGAGAAACUUCAGCCCUCCUCCAUGGAGCAUUUGGUGGAGAGUCAGCCACCCCCUGCACUGCCCCCUCAGCUGUCCAAGUCCAGAAAGAGCUUUUUCCCAGCUGUCCCUGCAGCGUCCAAGAUAAAACCCAGCCUCAGUCUCCACGCAGAUGAGAACACGCUCCAUAUGCCUGAGGUCAGCUUCACCUUCCCCCGCACCACGUGGCAGAGCAGUGCAGGCCUGAGCAGGGUGCCCGUUCUGCCCCGGGACAUCCGAGGGUCAACAGACAGCAGAGGCCAGCGACACAGCCUGCUGCCCCCCAGCAAUCCCCUCAAGCACCAGGGGGGCAGCGCCAAGAGGCCACGGAGACUGAAAUAA
This is a messenger RNA of Trichechus manatus latirostris (Florida manatee), 3170 nucleotides long. Its product is annotated as kinesin-like protein KIF19. Lineage: Eukaryota; Metazoa; Chordata; Mammalia; Sirenia; Trichechidae. The record is from RefSeq and is a predicted model, not a curated record. Gene Ontology annotation, molecular function: microtubule binding; ATP binding; microtubule motor activity. The transcript is spliced from 21 exons. Bases 84 to 3170 code for a protein of 1028 amino acids. Gene Ontology annotation, biological process: microtubule-based movement.